Aegilops tauschii subsp. strangulata is the source of this 687-nucleotide messenger RNA. The record is from RefSeq and is a predicted model, not a curated record. NCBI's taxonomy places the organism in Eukaryota, Viridiplantae, Streptophyta, Magnoliopsida, Poales, Poaceae.
AUGUCCGCCUCCGCGUCGGACGCGUCCACCGCCGCCGCCACGUCGCUCCGGCCAAUGAGAGGCCGCCACUUCACCUUCCCCGCCGCCUCAGCCAACCAGUGCCCGCCACCUCACCCGCGCCCCGCGCCCACUUCGCCCGCGGCCCGCCGCCGGCCCCCCGCGGCCCGGUUCUCCGAGCCGCCGCCACCCGCGGGCGCUGCCCCGCGCGCCUCCCCGCACCCCGCCGCCGGCGAGCGUCGCCGGUGCCCCGCCGGCGCCCUCCGCCGCCAUCGCGUCCGCCGCCCGUCGCCACCAACCCCGCCGCCAGGGCGCCCCGCCUCCCGCUCCUUCCCCGAGCGCCCCGCCGCCGCCCUCCGUCGUCCCGCCGGCGAGCUCGCCGCCCCUCCGCCAGUCGUCUACGCCGCCGGCGGCCCGCGCCGGCUGUCCCUCGCCGCCCUCCACCGCCGAACGUCGUCACCGCGCCGCCCCCGCGCCGGAUCCGGCGAGAUCCGGCUGGAUCCCGCGCCUCCCCGGCGUCCUCAACCCCCGCCGGCCGCCACCGUCAACAACUCCGGCGAGGUCCGUGGAUCGGGAUCAGAUCCACCACCUCGCCAAUCCAAACGCCUCCCCGCGCCCGGAUCUCUCCGUCCCCGUCCACUUUUCUGCGAGGUGGUUAUUUUCGUCUCAGUCCCAGAUUUUCUAUGUUAA